Messenger RNA from Neofelis nebulosa (Clouded leopard), 2207 nucleotides. RefSeq names its product elongation factor for RNA polymerase II 3 (gene ELL3). Gene Ontology annotation, cellular component: transcription elongation factor complex. Lineage: Eukaryota; Metazoa; Chordata; Mammalia; Carnivora; Felidae. Gene Ontology annotation, molecular function: cis-regulatory region sequence-specific DNA binding. The record is from RefSeq and is a predicted model, not a curated record. The transcript has 12 exons. Gene Ontology annotation, biological process: transcription elongation by RNA polymerase II; positive regulation of transcription elongation by RNA polymerase II; snRNA transcription by RNA polymerase II. The coding region runs from base 114 to 1223 and encodes 369 amino acids.
AGGGCGGGGCCGACCUGGGCUACCAGGAGUGCCAGCCUAGCCCUGUACAGCAGAGGUAGUGGUAGUCGCCUUUGCCCUUGGUUCUUGUUCUGCUUGCGCUCGACCUCGCAGCCAUGGAGGCACCCCAGGAGCUUCUGAGUGGGAAGCUCCAACUCUGCUUCACCCCCGCUGCCGGGACCAGCCUCCUGAUGCUCAGGCUGAACAACGCGGCGUUGCGGGCGCUGCAAGAGUGUCGGCGGCAACAGGUUCGGCCAGUGAUCGCUUUCCAAGGCAACCGAGGGUAUCUAAGGUUCCCAGGACCUGGCUGGUCCUGCCUCUUCUCCUUCAUAGUGUCCCAGAGUGCCCAAGAGGGCCCUGGUGGCUUGGACCUUGUGUACCAACGCUUAGGCAGAUCUGGGCCUAACCACCUACACUGCCUGGGCCCACUCAGGGAACGCCUCACUAUUUGGGCAGCCAUGGAUUCCAUCCCUGCCCCAUCUUCAGUUCAGAGACACAACCUAACUGACAGUGCCAGAGAUCCUGAGAGUUGGCAGAACAUAGACUAUUCUGAGGAAGACACAGUUUCACAGCCACAAAUGGCACUAAAAGAGGUGCCAGAUCCACUGGCAAGCAGCCAAAGACAGUCACUCCCAGGAUCCUCAGAGGAACACAUGGCACAGUGGGAAGUGAGAAACCAGACCCAUCUUCCAAACAGAGAACCUGAUCAGGCACUGCCUUCCUCAGCUAGCCAGAAACAUUUGGACAAGAAGCGUCCAGCACCUGCAACCACUAGAAAACUAAAAGAAAAGAGGCUCAGAACCCUGCCUUUAGCUCCAAGUGCCCUACAAGCACUGCCCAGUGAGGACCUGCAAGAGGGAGAUUGGGAGCAAGAAGAUAAAGAUGAAGACAUGGGCUCCAGGCUGGAACACAGUCCCUCAGUUCAAGCAGAUUCUGAAUCCCCAAGCCCUGAAGAAGUACCAGAUUAUCUCCUGCAAUACACAACCAUCCACAGUGCAGAACAGCAACAUGUUUAUGAGCAGGACUUUGAGAUGGAUUAUACUGAAUACCGCAUCCUCCAUGCUCGUGUUGGGGCUGCAAGCCAAAGGUUCAGAGAGCUGGGAGCGGAGAUCAAGAGAGUUCAGCAAGGAACUCCAGAACAUAAGGUGCUGGAAGAAAAAAUAGUCCAGGAAUAUAAGAAGUUCAGGAAGCGGUAUCCAGGUUACAGGGAAGAAAAGCGUCGCUAAGAAAGUGGAUGCUUCAUUCACAACCAGGAAUGAUAUGCCUUUCCCAGUUCCACUGGAGAAGGAAGUUAAUGGGCCACACCUGGGCUGUGGGGGAGAGAGGUGCACCCAGCAGUGUCAGCAAUUCCUGAAACAACUUGGAUGGAACCCCAACCUGAUGCCACACCCAUACAGGGCAUUUUUGGGCAGAGACUAGCCUUGGGAGGUAUAAACAUGCUCAGUUGCAUGACAAGGGUAAACAGUAACCCAUCCUUAGGGUAUGGGCAGGGCCUGAAACAGACCCAACAAAAAAAGUCCCUCACCUGUUGUAGUCAUCAGGCCAGGGGCCUGGGCAAUAAACAUGUAAAGACAGAAAAUGACGAAAGGUAGAAUGGAUUUAUAGGUGAUGACUAUGGAUCUAGUUAGCUGGUCUAUAGCAGCACUGACCAAUAUGGUAAGCCAGUAGCUCUAGGUGUGACUAUUGAAAUCAAUGAAAUUUUAAAAUGUAGUUCUUAGUUACAUUUCAAAUGUUCAGUAACUACCUGUGUUAGACAAUGAAAAUUAUGGAACACUGCCAAGAUUCCAGAAAAUUCUAUUGGACAGUGCUGAUCUAAAAAAUCUUUGGUUCCCUAUCUCCUGGAAAAAAGACAGUUUAAAGGGGGCUCAUUUAUUGUCACUGUUCCAAAUGUACAAAAAAAAUUAGAAAAUAACCCCCCAACUCAAUCCCCCCACCCCACAACAUUACCCCCAACACAAAUAAUUUUUCCCAAAACCACAAACAUCAACUGGUCCUGGUAUUUCCAUAAACAGUGCAGCUAAGAAACAGUUUAGAGAAAAUUUAACGGGAUUCAGAUUAUAUCCAUUCUGUCCUCUCUGCCCUGAGAGUAAUAAUCCCAUAUGGGUCCCAGUCCUCCCCAAUGGUUUUCCCAUCUCUGGUGGAAGAGUCCUUUUACAAAGUGGCAUGUUUGGCUGCUGCUUUAGAGAUCCUCCUGUGCCUUCUUCUUCUUC